CUUGGCUUAUAAACCUUAGGUAGGUAAAGACCGAGGGAACCAAGACACCAUGCCCAACCCCUAGCCCCCUAACCCCUAUUUCCUAUCCCUUAACACCGUAAAGAGAAGAGAACAUGACUAGAUAUUGCUCGCAUCGAGAGUCCCAUGCAACAUAUUACGCCCCCUUAAACACUUUAUAUUUUUGUUUAUUAUAUCUUCGAACGAUAUACGAUAUAACGAUGUACGAUAUACUUCCAGAGCCAGGCCCAACAGACGUUAGAAGGCCAACCACCCGAAUUGAAUCAAACGAAGCUGUAAUCAGAACCCAAAAUUCGCUACAUAUAACAGAGAUAGAAAUCCCAGACAACCAGAAGAAGAGCACAGUCCAUCAAGCGGCGCCAUCCUAUGCACAGCACAUCCGCCAUGAUCACCACCAUCACCACCGCCAGCAUCCCCAUCUCCAGAAACCUCAGCCCGAACAUUCUCUCCCGCAGGGGCAGUACGCCAGUCCACAGGAAGCCAAUAUGCGCGUGAUCUCCCCCUUGCCCGCCAAGCUCGACUGCCGCAGCCUGCUCUCGACUCUGCGUCUCGAUAACAUCGCGUAAGUUGACUCCGGCGCCCUGCGGCCCGGAGGCUGGUCUGGUACGGCCUCGACCUGUUCAUCAUCGCGAACUGCGCCAUCUGCUCUUCCCUCCGCACGUUCCGCAUAGCCUCUGCUUCAUGCAUUUCUCCGAACUCCCGUGUCUGGGCUUCUACAUAUAAAGUUAUAUUGCGCUGCCGUCACUCGUGGCCCAACAGAUCCUCGACGCUGGUGCUCGACGUUUGGAUUAUCUGAUGUUUGCUUUUCAUCCACAUCCGUCUGAGCUGCUAUGCGUGCAGCUAGCUUCUGGUCUAUUUUUGCCGUAUGCUCGU
Messenger RNA from Daldinia vernicosa, 891 nucleotides. RefSeq lists its product as uncharacterized. The transcript has 3 exons. NCBI's taxonomy places the organism in Eukaryota, Fungi, Ascomycota, Sordariomycetes, Xylariales, Hypoxylaceae. The record is from RefSeq and is a predicted model, not a curated record. The coding region runs from base 114 to 584 and encodes 156 amino acids.